Messenger RNA from Zeugodacus cucurbitae (melon fly), 3207 nucleotides. It is a transcript of the gene noc, whose product is annotated as zinc finger protein Noc. Gene Ontology annotation, cellular component: nucleus. The record is from RefSeq and is a predicted model, not a curated record. Bases 585 to 2180 code for a protein of 531 amino acids. Lineage: Eukaryota; Metazoa; Arthropoda; Insecta; Diptera; Tephritidae. Gene Ontology annotation, biological process: negative regulation of DNA-templated transcription. The transcript has 2 exons.
GAAAAAUCAGUUCGUGUUUGGCUUCCUUUGCGUUAAGACGUGUUUGAAAAUAAAACCGGAACGUAGCAAACUAAAUACAUUUUGGCUAUAGAAAUACCCACAAGCUAAUUUGUUAGUCGAAAUAAAACGGUUGUGCUCAAAAACAACAAAAAAUAAAAACAAAUAAAUAUUUCGAAAUUAUCGAAAUAGUUUGUGUUCCGUCAUUUUGUGUGGCGCUGAAAAAUACAAAUUUCAAAACAAAAGUGAAUUAUUAAACUAAGCAGCGCGAAAGUAUUUUGUGCAUAAAAAUUAAACUUUCGCUGCAAAGAAUAUACAAAAAUAUAGUGUGCUAACUAUAAAACAAUAAAUUGUGCUCAAGCAAAUUAAAUGCUGGAUUAUUAAAAAAAAUCGCUUAAAAGCUGAAAACUUGCUAAAAAAUUGAAAAUAAAAUAAAUUAUUGGAUUAACCAACGCAUCGUUACAACUGUUAGCUGCUACAAGUCCAGCUACGCCAUCGCUCCCAUUGGAUUAACCAUUUUUGUGGAUUAGCUGUAUUAUUCAACUUCAUUACCCACGCUUUCUGCACAACCUUUGGAUUUGCGUAAAAUGGUUGUUUUAGAAGGUGGCGGCGGUGUUGUUACCAUUGGCAACAACCAAUACUUGCAACCGGAUUACUUAUCACCAAUCCCAACAACGAUGGACGCCAAGAAAAGUCCACUCGCUCUGUUGGCACAAACUUGCUCACAAAUUGGCGCCGAUUCCUCGGCUGUCAAGCCCUUACUCGCUAUUGACAAAUCAAAGAAAUCUACAUCUUCAUCUUCGUCAUCCACCUCAUCAAAUGCCAGUUCGGACCUGAGCGCUUCCAAGUCGCCCACACAGGCUAAGUCGCCUAAAUCCAGCACACCAAAUACCACCGAGGUGAAGUUGGCUUUUAAGCCAUACGAAACAAACGUGCUGAGCGCUCAAAACCACAACACAUUCAAGUCAUCGUCCUCAACAUCCGUGGAUGAGCAACGACCCAGCUCAAAGUGCUCCUCCAACGGUGGUGCUGAUAACAAUACACGCGUACCCUCACGUAACAAGUCUAAUUGCACACCAGAAUCACAUGCCAUCAAAAUGGAGAAUUGUCACGGUGCUACACCAACACCAAACGAUAACAAUCGCAAAACAGUGUCUCCCGCCGGUUCUUCACAACGCGGUGCCAGCCCAAUUGUACGCUCUGGCAUGGAAGUGCUGAAUAAUAGCCACGGUUCGGCCACACACCCGAAGGAGAUGAGCAGUAUGGCUGCGGCCGCUGCUGCUGCUGCUGCCGCUUACAAAGCGGCCGGUCCAUAUGGCAUUAACCCACUGUCGGCGCUCUGCUGCCCACCCGGUAUGGAACAACACGCCAAUCCCGCUUUCCGUCCACCAUUUGCCGGCGGCUUCUCACACCAUCACGCAGCAAUGUUGGCUGCUGCUGCCGCAAGUGGCGGUUAUCCAGGCGGUCCCAAUGGACCGGGCUCACAACCCAAUCCCUACAUCAGCUAUCAACGCAUCAAGACACCAUCCGGCGGUGAGGCUAUUGUACCCGUUUGCAAGGAUCCCUACUGUCCUGGCUGCCCGUACUCGGCACAUACGCAACAAAUGCUCAUGGGCGCACCCUGUCCAGCCGGUUGCACACAAUGUGAACACCAAAAAUACGGCAUGGCCAUGAUGGGCGGCGCCGCUGGUCUCCCACCGAGCCAUCCUUACUCGCAAGCCGCCGCUGCUGCCGCCGCUAGUGCUGCUGCGGCACGUUCAGCGCCAUAUGUCUGCAGUUGGGUGAUAGGCGACGCUUAUUGUGGCAAACGCUUCCAGACCUCCGACGAACUGUUCUCACAUCUGCGCACGCACACCGGCAAUCUCUCCGAUCCCGCUGCUGCCGCCGCCGCUUUGGCACAGUCACAAGCACAAUCAUUAUUGGGCACACUCUUCCCACCAUCAGCACUGCGCGCUGGUUAUCCAACACCCCCAUUGAGUCCGAUGAGCGCUGCUGCUGCGGCCCGAUAUCAUCCUUACGCUAAACCCGGUGGCAUACCAGCUAGCGCGUUAUCCGCACCAUCCGCCUUCGGUAUGACUGGCUUUAAUCCCGCAGCGGCUGCUGCAGCUGCGGCUUUGGGACCCUACUACUCGCCCUACGCGAUGUAUGGUCAGCGCAUUGGCUCAGCAGCGGUGCAUCAGUAAGCUUGUGCUAUAGCGGAGCUGAAGCGCAUAAAAUGCUGAAAACAAGGCUAGUCAAGGAGAACGAAAGGCUAACCGUGUGAUCUUUGAGUGAUGCGCGUGCGCGUACAUGUCGACUGCGAGGCCUGCAGUGAAGGGGCAUAGGCAUGUAGUGCCGCGCACUCGGUUACAAUAUGCAUACCAAAAACUUGGAAGAGAAAUAAACAGAAAACAAUGAGGUUUAAAAUUGCAAGAAAAAAGGCAAAAAAAAACACAAAAAACAAAAACGUUAAAAAAUGAUUAAUACAAAAUUGCGUUUCAAAAAAAGUAUAAUACUGUAUGAAAAAAUUUCAAUUUGAGAAUGCGCUAUUGUUGCGAUCGUUUUACACUGUGAUACUAAAAUGUAGUUGGAUGCUAGGCUUAUUAGGUUUUAAAUGAUAAAAAUAUGACUUACACACACACAUGCAAACAUGCAUACAUACAUACCCACAUCUGUAGGUAUAUGUAUUUAUGAGCAAAAGCGUAAAAAGUAAUUAAAGUUUUUAGUUGUAAAAUGCAGCCAAAGCAUUUUUGUUUUUCAAAUAACCAUGAAACCUUAACAAAAACAAUCACAUUAACUAGUUUUUUGUUACUAUUAAGUUAAUAUAUAUAUAUACAUAAAUGUAAUAUGUCUGUACUCUUUGCCUUUAAUUAUAUAAUUUUAAGCGUGAAAAUUGUGAAUUAGUUUUUUGUUUAGUACUGAAAGCGCUUGUCAAUGGCCUUUCACUUACAAUUGAUUUGUUUUAAUGGCUUUUAAAAAUUUAAUUUAGCUAUGUAAUAAAUGUAAUAUACAUACAUACAUGAAAAACAUGAAAAACUUGAAAUAUUUAUCUGCGUACAACCCAUGUUUAACUGCAUAUGCAGCGCUUGUAUGUGUUUAUAUAACUCAAACUGAUUUCCAUAAAAAAUAAAUAUAAAAAAGUCAAAAACUACAACUACACAAUUGAUGGAAUAAUUAGUUUUCAUUUUGCAAUUAAAUGAAAAUAAUAAAUAUACAUAUUAAAAAAUAAAA